GCAUCGCCAACCCAUCACAGCCCCGAGUUUCGCUCGAGGCGGGAGGCCUUCGGCCAAACGCCAGUGCAGCGAUGACCGCGGCCGAGAUGGCCUCUCGGGUCGUUUCGGCGCUUGCCGCGCUGCUGCCUGCUUUGGCUGCGGAGCGAGCCGCGCUGGAGCAAACAGGCGUCGAUGUGGCGGCCGUGGAGCAGUCGGCUGUCCAGUUUCAGUCCGUUUUGGACAACCAUUUCGACCCGCCUGCGCUGGCAUGGCGGCCCCGAUCCUCGGCCUUUCUCGGCAACCGGGCCAUUCAGAAUAAGAUCUACUACCAGAAACGCAAGCGCCAGGAGGCCGAGGAGGCUCUCGAGGAAGCCGCCAACGCGAAGGACGUGGUCUACCAGGUGCACGACCACGCGUUCAACAUCUAUUUGGUCAUGGACGGCAUUUUCGGCUACGUUGGAGAGGUGGAAGAGUCCCGCUUCGACUUCGGGAAAGGCGCGUUCGUCACCCGCCAGACUACACCGAAGAACAUCACCUUGACGACGCACCUGGCCACGGUGGGCAAGAGUACGAGCAUCCCCGGCAAGCAGUUGCGGGUGCGACCGAGCACCGUCAUGAACCCGCCGGACGACCGGAGAGCCUACAGCAGUCGCGAGGGCCACACUUCCUCGAUGCUGGAGCAGAAUCACGGCGCCUGGACGCCGAAGCCCAAGUCCGCCGAUACCCCGGGCAGCAGCAGCGGCAGCGGCCGCCACAGCCGGAGCCUCGCGGAGCAGCCGCACCAGUUCGGCGAGCCGCCGUGGCUGCAGGUGGACCUGGGCAAGGUCAAGAAGGUGAAAGGCAUCGUGAUGCAGGGGCAUCCAAAAGAAGACCAGUGGGUGAAGAAGUACAAGGUCCAGUACUCUCUCCUCGAGGAUGGGCCAUGGGUUGAGGUUGAGGACGUCUUGAUCGGCUGCGCUGACAGGAACACCGAGUGCCAGGC
This is a messenger RNA of Prorocentrum cordatum, 961 nucleotides long. NCBI's taxonomy places the organism in Eukaryota, Dinophyceae, Prorocentrales, Prorocentraceae. The record is from the annotation of a GenBank genome assembly.